UCCCCCACCGCCUGCCAUCGACAUAGCUUCCACCCGUGAGUUUCGUAAGGAUCUUGUGUAAGGCUGUUGUUACAUAGUCUUCAAUGGCUAUUACAUAUAUAUGUAGUAGCUAUCUACAGUGUUUCCAGAAGUCCGGAAAAUUGUCAGUCGCUCACGUCGCAUGUGAAGAUGUAUCCGAAAAGAAAAAGUGCAAUGGAUAGUCAAAUUAUUUCGGCAGAAAUUGCUUUAGGUCUUGUUCUGUGUACAGCAUAUCGGAUAAUUUCGAAGAACAUUUUCAGUCAACAGGAGGAGAGUCAACCUGUUGACAGUGAACAGUUUGAGCUAACAAGGUCACUAGUGUGUGUAUGGCUUGCAAGCAACAUAAAGUUCCUACUCAUUAAAUGCAACAGCAAUCCAGUUUCACUGUCUGCACAUUCAACAUCCAGGCUGAUUGCAUUUCUGGCACUUCUACUGGAUAGCUGCUACGGAAUUAAUUAUCAGAGACUAUAUACUAACGAACGGCCUACAGUGGACAUGGCCAUGUGUUCUUUCUUCAUAGUGAGCAGUGUUGUCCUCUUCUUUUUGGACCACAGCCAGCUGCAGAGCAGAGUGGACUUGCGCAUGAUCUUCAGUGACUCUCAGAAGUUCUUCCUUCAGAUGGACUUUUUUGCCACCUUUGUCUUUGGCCUCCUCUGGCUGGCCUUCCCCGAUUGGCUCCUAGGAUUCCAGCCCAUUACAGGUUCUGAGGACACCUUCCAUCUUCACCUCAGUAGAGCCUUUGGCGCCAUGAUGGUGGGUGACAGUUUUGUCUCUUUUACAACACAGAAUUUCCAACCCAACAAAGAAAAGCCAUCCGUGUUCAUAAGCCGAGCAGUGGGCAGCUUGGUGCUGCUGGUGUUCCUGGUCCACUCUCAGCUGACCACCUCUGCCUGGGCCCCUGCCCAGAUCUGGUUUGGCCUGGUGGGAGCCAGCCUCUGGACAGGAAACUCCAUCUUAGGUUACCUCAGCUCUAAACAACAAAAUAUGUAAGAAGUCCAUUCACAUAGACACUGAACACAACAGUCACAACAUAACAGGCAGAAGUUACAUUGAACCCUCUUCUGUGUCCCACAAGACUGUUAGCCGCUUAAGUGAAGUUGAUCACGUGAGCAUGGUUAAUCAAACCACAGCUGUUGCACAGAAAGCAGAGGCAGAUUCUCUGGGAACCUGGAGUGACUUAGAAUGAGUGAUUAUUUAUUGUUAAACAAUUUCCAUCCUAUGUUGUUCAGUCUUAUGAUUUUCAUACUUCACCAUGAAUGAGAUGGUGAUGGUCAUUGCUGACAGAGGUGGAAAGAGACUCUUUGGAAAUCUAAAUGUCUAAAUAUACUGUACUGUACAUUUGUAAAUGUGUAACUCCUCUGAGAGGAGGUUAGAAGCCAUCGGAGAUUGUAAAAGACACUUGACCCCACCAUUCCACUGUACAGAAGUGAAUAGUAAGUAUGCAGGCUCAGCCUUAGAAACAUAAUUAUGAAAUAACUUUUUAGUAACUAUUGAUGGGAAGCGUGGAGGUGUUGUAGCUGCACCCAUAUGACUAAAUAGAUGUAACUGACGUUGAAAUUCUGUCAAGGAAUAAAAGUGAAGGGAAAUGUUACUCAGAAACAUUGUGAUAUUCUAAUCUAGUGCUUCCUUUUUAUUUAUCCUGCUCCAAGGCUUGAACUCUCUGUAACCACUAGAUGGUGCUAUGCACAUGGCCAUGGAGUGCCUCUGAAUGGAUUUGAAUCAUAGGGAAUCUAGCUUUUAAUAGCCCAUCGUUCCUAUCAUUAUAUUUCCAUGACAUAGUCUGACCAG
Oncorhynchus tshawytscha (Chinook salmon) is the source of this 1806-nucleotide messenger RNA. RefSeq lists its product as uncharacterized. The coding region runs from base 169 to 1008 and encodes 279 amino acids. The transcript has 6 exons. The record is from RefSeq and is a predicted model, not a curated record. Lineage: Eukaryota; Metazoa; Chordata; Actinopteri; Salmoniformes; Salmonidae.